This is a messenger RNA of Pleuronectes platessa (European plaice), 1736 nucleotides long. Its product is annotated as Y-box-binding protein 2-A. Gene Ontology annotation, biological process: regulation of gene expression. Lineage: Eukaryota; Metazoa; Chordata; Actinopteri; Pleuronectiformes; Pleuronectidae. The transcript has 10 exons. Gene Ontology annotation, molecular function: nucleic acid binding. The coding region runs from base 66 to 1100 and encodes 344 amino acids. The record is from RefSeq and is a predicted model, not a curated record. Gene Ontology annotation, cellular component: nucleus.
UUCCGGGCCGAUCAGGAGGGCGGAGGGGACCGAGGACACAGACGUGCGUCCAACCGACAGAGAGCAUGACCGACGCCGAGGCGCAGAGCGACCCACCAUCGGCACCGGUGGAUGAGGACAAACCACAGCCGGAGAGGAAAGUCAUAGCCACCCUGGUCCAAGGCACGGUGAAGUGGUUCAAUGUACGCAACGGCUACGGCUUCAUAAACAGGAACGAUACCAAAGAAGAUGUAUUUGUUCAUCAGACGGCGAUCAAGAAGAACAAUCCCAGGAAGUUCCUCCGCAGCGUCGGAGACGGCGAGGUCGUGGAGUUCGACGUGAUUGAAGCCGCCAAGGGCUCAGAAGCGGCCAAUGUGACCGGCCCCGGUGGCGUUCCAGUCAAAGGGAGUCGCUACGCGCCCAACAAACGCCGAUUCCGUCGACGGUUCUUCCCCCGCAGCCCUGGGCCAGGGGACCCGAGCAAACCAGCUGACAGCCAAGCCCCUGCUGCCAAGGGCGAGGGCGAGGGGUCAGGAGAGAGCGACGGGGUCAAACCACAGCCGCGCCGCCGAAGGCCCUUCAGACCACGGCAAGAGGCACAAGAGGGCGAGUCUGGAGAGCAAACUAACGGCGUAACAGAAGGUGACCAGCAACCACAACGCCGUUCUAGAUUCUGGCGUCCGUACCGCAGACCGUUCCGGCCUCGCCCACCUCCCGAUCAGGCUGCAGACGGGCAGCAGGCAGCCGGGGAGGACCAGAGCCCUGACAAGAGCCUUGACCUGGACCAGGGUCAGGAGCAGAGCCUGGACCAGGGUCAAGAGCAGGCUGAGCUGAAGCAGACCGAGGCCUCCGUGGGCCCGCAGACUAACGGAGAAGCAGAUGAGGGCCAGAAACCACGGCGCCAAUCCAGACGCCGCAGGCAAAGGAACUCUGAGUCGUCUGUGUCCAAAAAUGAUGCAGAGAAGUCUGCGUCGGAGCCUGGGACCCCGCCUCCGAACUCCAAACCAGCUGACCUCAAGUCUUCCUCCAAAUCCCCAAAGUCUUCCCCGAAGAGCUCUCCCAAACCACCCAGAUCACCUGAGCAGGCAGUGGACGCACCAGUCCCAGCACCGACAGAAUGACCUCACUGAGAGGACAGUCACGUGACCUUUGGCAAGAGGUCCUUGUGGGGGGGGUGAUGACUGGACCUAUUUCAGAACAUGUGCACUACUCUCCCCUCCCCUCCCCCACCCUCCAACCCACAAUCUUGUUGUCAUCCCCUCGGACCCCUUCCUCCUCCUUUCAUCUUGUCUUGUCCUGUCUGGUAACUCUAUGUUUGGAGAGGGACGGGGUGGGGAUCAAAUAGGAUCCAGGUUGGUGGUGGGUGCAUAUUUAGAAAUUAAAAGUACAUCUUUAAAAGAAAGAUCUGCUUGGUAGCCAAGUUAUUCCGCCCCCCCCUUAAACAAUUUUUCUUUGGGCACAUCAAGUUGUUGGGAGAACCAGCCUUGAAUUUUAUUUAACUUAAUUUGGUUGAAAAGGGGAAAACCAGGCAGGUGUGAGGGGGGUGGUGCAUUAUGGGAGUCGGUUUAGUUCCAUUACCACCUCAAAUCACUUAAAAACCUACUGACUCCCGUCAUCGUCCUCAGUUGAGGAUAUAUAUAUAUAUUGAAAAAGAAACUUAUUUCUUGUGUUUUACUUAUUUGUGUGUGCUUUUCUUUGGAGGGGAUCAUGUGCAAUGUCAGUGCUGAAAAUAGUAAUUAAUAAAUCAUGUUUGCAAA